Verticillium alfalfae VaMs.102 is the source of this 522-nucleotide messenger RNA. RefSeq names its product mitochondrial fission 1 protein. NCBI's taxonomy places the organism in Eukaryota, Fungi, Ascomycota, Sordariomycetes, Glomerellales, Plectosphaerellaceae. Bases 1 to 522 code for a protein of 173 amino acids. Gene Ontology annotation, cellular component: peroxisomal membrane; mitochondrial outer membrane. The transcript has 3 exons. Gene Ontology annotation, molecular function: protein binding. Gene Ontology annotation, biological process: autophagy of mitochondrion; peroxisome fission; mitochondrial fission. The record is from RefSeq and is a predicted model, not a curated record.
AUGGUCUCCGAGCUACCCUAUGCCCUCGAUGCCGAGUCGCCUCUCAAGGCAUCCGAGCUUCAGGUUCUCCGCGCCCAGUACGAGAAAGAAGGCGACAUGGUCGGAGUGCAGACCAAAUUCAACUACGCCUGGGUAUGGCUGUCUUCCUCAGGCCGCACGCACUUCCAGAUCAUAGUCACUGACCACACGCAGGGCCUGGUGAAAUCCGACUCCCGCAACGACCAGCAACUCGGCGUGCGCCUCCUCUCCGAAAUCUUCCGCGUGUCCCCCGAGCGCCGCCGCGAGUGCCUUUACUACCUGGCUCUGGGCAACUACAAGCUCGGCAACUAUGGCGAGGCGAGACGAUACAACGAUCUUCUCCUGGAGAAGGAGCCGGCGAAUCUGCAGGCGUCCAACCUGCGGCAGCUGGUGGACGACAAGGUAGCCAAGGAGGGCCUAAUGGGCGUGGCGAUCGUCAGUGGUGUCGCUGUGGCGGCAGGUGUAGUGGGGGCCUUCUUGAUGCGGAAUGUGCGCAAGAGGUAG